Molecule: messenger RNA, 1842 nt
Organism: Penicillium argentinense
Lineage: Eukaryota; Fungi; Ascomycota; Eurotiomycetes; Eurotiales; Aspergillaceae
Gene: has1
Product: ATP-dependent RNA helicase HAS1
Exons: 4
Coding region: 1-1842 (613 amino acids)
Biological process (GO): maturation of LSU-rRNA from tricistronic rRNA transcript (SSU-rRNA, 5.8S rRNA, LSU-rRNA)
Cellular component (GO): nucleolus
Molecular function (GO): nucleic acid binding; ATP binding; RNA helicase activity
Source: RefSeq, a predicted model, not a curated record
AUGCCUGGCCCUGUGAACACUGCGAAGUCCAUCACGAAGAAGCGCAAGAGAAAGCACGGCGCAAAGUCCGCAACCGAUGAGGAGAUUCCCAAGCCUGUUGAGGCCAAGCCAAGCCCGAAGAGUCCCAAAGUGACCUCCAAGAAGACCGCGACCCCUCCGUCUGCAGCAGACAAGUCGACCAAGAAGCGCAAAGUCAGCCACUCGCCCAGCGACGACGAGGAAAGCGACGACGAGGUCGAGGAUCAAGAGGAUCAAGAGGACGACAAUGACGGAAGUGAGGAGGGACAAGAAGAUUCGGACGCUGAUGAUGCCAUCGACAACGAGGAUGCCUCUGCGGAUCUUCCUACCAUGAAUGACGUCCGCUUGCCCCAAACUGAAGGCGAGCUGAAAAAGUUCAGCGAGCUCAACCUGUCAGACAAGACUAUGAAGGGUAUCCAGGAUAUGGGUUUCGAGACAAUGACCGAGAUUCAACAACGCACGAUCCCUCCUCUGCUUGCUGGUCGUGACGUGCUCGGUGCUGCGAAGACCGGUUCUGGCAAGACUCUGUCUUUCUUGAUUCCUGCGAUCGAGAUGCUGAGUGCCUUGCGCUUCAAGCCACGCAACGGUACUGGUGUUCUUGUUAUUUCCCCGACCCGAGAGCUUGCCCUGCAGAUUUUUGGUGUUGCCCGGGAACUUAUGGUUCACCACUCGCAGACAUAUGGCAUUGUUAUUGGAGGUGCUAACCGCCGCGCCGAGGCCGAGAAGCUGAUGAAGGGUGUGAAUCUGCUCAUUGCUACACCUGGUCGUCUGCUUGAUCACCUCCAAAACACACAAGGCUUUAUCUUCAAAAACCUGAAGACCCUGGUCAUUGACGAGGCUGAUCGUAUUCUGGAAGUUGGUUUCGAAGAUGAGAUGCGCCAGAUCAUCAAGAUCUUGCCUUCCGAGGAGCGUCAGACCUCGCUCUUCUCCGCAACUCAGACAACCAAGGUUGAGGAUCUGGCUCGGAUAUCGCUGCGCCCCGGCCCGUUGUAUAUCAACGUUGAUCACACCAAGGAGCACAGCACGGUGUCCGGCCUGGAGCAGGGCUACGUUAUCUGUGAAGCGGAUAAGCGUUUCUUGCUUCUGUUCUCGUUCCUCAAGCGCAACCUGAAGAAGAAAAUCAUUGUUUUCUUCUCCAGCUGCAGCUGCGUCAAGUACCACGCCGAGCUCCUGAACUAUAUCGAUCUGCCCGUCCUGGAGCUGCACGGCAAGCAAAAGCAGCAGAAGCGAACCAAUACUUUCUUCGAGUUCUGCAAUGCCAGCCAGGGAACACUGAUCUGUACCGAUGUUGCUGCCCGUGGUUUGGAUAUUCCCGCCGUUGACUGGAUCAUCCAGUUUGACCCGCCUGAUGACCCUCGUGACUACAUUCACCGUGUCGGACGAACUGCUCGUGGUGCCAACGGUAAGGGCCGCAGCUUGAUGUUCCUGCAGCCGUCGGAGGUUGGCUUCCUUAAGCACCUCAAGGAGGCUCGCGUGCCAGUGGUGGAGUUUGAGUUUCCCGCUUCAAAGAUUGUCAAUGUCCAGUCUCAACUGGAGAAGCUCAUUGGACAAAAUUACUAUCUGAACAAAUCUGCCAAGGAAGGAUACCGAUCAUACCUCCAGGCGUACGCAUCGCACUCGCUGCGCUCCGUCUUCGAUGUCCACAAGCUGGAUCUCGUCAAGGUGGCCAAGGGCUUUGGAUUCAACGCCCCACCGCGCAUUGACAUCACGUUGGGCUCUAGCUUGAGCCGUGAUAAAAAACAGGAGCAGCAAGGGCGCCGGACCUAUGGCAGCCAGCCGAGGAACAACAAAGGAUUGAAGUUCAAGCGGAAACACGAGAACUGA